Molecule: messenger RNA, 1722 nt
Organism: Fusarium redolens
Lineage: Eukaryota; Fungi; Ascomycota; Sordariomycetes; Hypocreales; Nectriaceae
Product: cytochrome P450
Exons: 3
Coding region: 27-1535 (502 amino acids)
Molecular function (GO): oxidoreductase activity, acting on paired donors, with incorporation or reduction of molecular oxygen; heme binding; iron ion binding
Source: RefSeq, a predicted model, not a curated record
GAAUUUUUGAGAGCUGAUCAUUCACAAUGUUGCGAGAAGUCGUGUACAGUGUUGCGGGUUUCGUCCUGCUUGCCUACGCGGCAGAAUGGAUUUUCUCGCUAUUUGACGAUCCAAGGGAGCCCAAGAGACUUCAGUCGAAAAUACCGCUCUUUGGUCACCUAUGGGGUAUGAUGAAGUAUAGUUCUGGCUAUCACGGAAUGACAAGCAAACAAACAAACGAGGAAAUGUAUACAGUCGCCAUCUUCAACACAAAGCUCUACAUCGCCAAAACAUCCCGUCUCAUCCCCCUCAUCCAAAAGACAUCCAAGACCCUCUCCUUCCGACCCUUUAUGCAAACAGCCGCUAAACUCAUGGGCGAUGCCAAACCUGAGACUUAUGAAGUUUUUGGUACAGAAUGGGUUGAUUCGUUUAGUCAUGCCCACAAGAACGGUCUCGCUACGGGGCCGUUUCUCGAUGAGCAGAAUCUUCGUAUGGGAGAUCGCGCGUUGAUCGAUAUUGAACAACUUCUUCCGAAAGAGACAGAUGGUGUUUCGAAGGUUAACUUGCUGGAGUGGGCGCAGUAUGCUGUUGUUCAGGCUAGUGCUUGUGGGAUCUUUGGUGUAGAGCAUCCUUUUCUUGAUCCAAGGGUUGACCAAGCUUUUUGGAAAUGGCAAUCGUAUCUCCCUCUCCACAUGGUGAACCUCGACAUCACCGGAAAAGGCUACGCUGCUCGUGAGAUUGUCUUUGACGCUUUCCGCAAGUAUAACAAGAAUCUUCCCAGCGAUGUAUCCUUCAUAUACAAGGAACGUCUCCGAUCAAUGCAAGAAGCAGGCAUUGAUGAAGAUGAUCUCUGCAAGCAACAAGCUACUUUCGGGACUGCUGCUUUUGCAAAUACUGUUCCAAUUAUGUACUGGACCAUUUACGAACUUUUCUCUCGGCCUGAUCUUCUUGAGGAAGUGCGCAAGGAAGUUAUUGAGCAAGCUGUCAGCGGAGAUAAAGACACUGGGUUCAAAGUAGAUGUCGCUGCUUUGAAGACGAAGUGCCCUUUAGCGCUAUCGGUAUUCCAAGAAACUCAGCGCUUGCGACACGUACACGCCAACAUCCGCAAAGUCACAGAAGACACCCUCCUCGACGGAAAAUAUCUUCUCAAAGCAGGCCACUACGUAAUGAUGCCCGGCCAGCCCGUUCACACGAAUACUUCAACAUGGGGACCCACCGCCGACCAAUUCGAUCCCUAUCGCUUCCUCAAGGAUUCUUCAGACCGAAAAGCUAGCAGUUUUGUCGCCUGGGGUGCACCGCCUCAUCUUUGCCCAGCACGUCAAUUUGCGACGACCGAGAUUCUUAUCGUUAUCGCGCUUUUGGCUAUAAGGUGUGAGAUUGUUCCUGUGACAGGGAAGUGGGUGAAGAAUCCAGCGCUGAAUACGGGGGAUAUGGCGACUGUUUAUACGCCGAAGAAGAGUGUUGAUAUUGAGGUUAGGAAGAGGGAGGAUUGGGAUGGGGAGUGGAGUUUGAAGAUGGGGGAGAGCAAGACGAGAAUAUCUCUUGCUUCUGGUUAAAAGUGUGCUUAUUGCCUAGAUUCAAUUAUAGACUUCAAAUAGAAAUGGUCAAGUUUUGAGAUGCUCAGUGCACCGUCAGAACCAAUGCCGAGAAGUUUCGCGUGCAACAAUGGUACCGUCAAUUCCGACAUUAAUGACGCAAAUCAAUCGCACAGAAUAAGUAACAAUUUUCGCAGUUACUCACAUC